This is a messenger RNA of Hyposmocoma kahamanoa, 3732 nucleotides long. RefSeq names its product rho GTPase-activating protein 44 (gene RhoGAP92B). The record is from RefSeq and is a predicted model, not a curated record. Gene Ontology annotation, cellular component: cytoplasm; intracellular anatomical structure. The transcript has 6 exons. Bases 292 to 2991 code for a protein of 899 amino acids. Gene Ontology annotation, molecular function: GTPase activator activity; protein binding. Gene Ontology annotation, biological process: positive regulation of GTPase activity; signal transduction; regulation of Rac protein signal transduction. NCBI's taxonomy places the organism in Eukaryota, Metazoa, Arthropoda, Insecta, Lepidoptera, Cosmopterigidae.
UAGUCUGUGGUUAUAGUGUAUUUUAGUGAGUUUAUCGUUGCUAAAUUAAUUAUUUUUGUCGACAAAAUAUUUCUUUAUACAUGGUCUUAAAAGUGAAUUAUGGAAAUGUAGUGCCUUAUGGAAUUAUUUACGUAUCAAAUUUUGAACUUCCUUCAUUCCAUCAUUCCCUGUUGAGGAUGAUCUCAUUGACGUACUGACAUAGCGAGAUCUUGAUCAUUUUAUUAUUUUACUGUUGACUAAGUCCAAUGACCUUGUAGCUUUUAAUAAAAUCGCCGAAAGUAAUUAGUGAAAAUGAAGAAACAGUUUUAUAGAGUGAAGCAACUCGCCGAUCAAACAUUUUCAAGGUCUGGGAAGGGGGAGGCCCUUACAGAUGAGUUGCAGAAUGCAGAGAGGAAGGUGGAGCAUCUCCGGAAUGCUCUACAAGCAGUCAGUAAGCGACUGUCCACAGGGGCUGGUAACACACAAGGCCAGGACCCGUCUGCUCGGGAGAAAAGGCUAAAGAAACUGCCUGAGUAUGUCCUGGGCAUGUCUAUGUGUGAAGCCAGCAAUUUUGAUGAUGAUGACAGCAUCCUUAAAUAUAUCUUGUAUGAAUGUGGCAAAACAGAAAAGUUUCUAGCAAAUGAAAUAGCAGAACACGAGCUGAAAGUGGAGCAAUAUGUAUGUGCACCAUUAUCAGCUAUUAGUGACCAGGAUUUACCGGCUAUCAUGAAAGCAAAGAAGCAGCUAAGUCGACUUAUGAGCGAGAAGGAGUCUGCUGCAAGUCGAUAUCAUCAUUUAGAACGUCAAAAAGAAGAAAAUCCUACAAAAUUAACUGCUGCACGUGAAGAGCUUGAAGAGGCAGCAAGUCGAGUAGAAGCUGCUCGGGACGUCCUCGCCGCUGAUAUGUUCGCGCUAGUCGCAAAAGAAACGCACUUGGCUCAUACAUUGCUGCAGUAUGUUAAACUACAGAGAGCAUACCAUGAAUCGGCUUUGCAUUCACUUGCAGACACUGUUCCGGAACUUGAGAGGGUUAUCAAUGACAGCUCAGUGAAGCCAGUAUUUGGUUACCCACUCGAAGAGCAUUUGCGUGUGACAAGUCGCACUAUCGCAUUUCCAAUAGAACUGUGCGUGUGCACACUGCACGAGCUCGGUCUCAAUGAAGAGGGUCUGUUUAGAAUUGCUGGUGGAUCGUCGAAAGUAAGAAGAAUGAAAUUAUCUCUCGACGCGGGUCUCUUCACCGUCCCUCUCCCUCGGGACUACAGAGACAUGCACGUCGUAGCAUCAGUUCUCAAAUCAUACCUGAGAGAACUGCCCGAGCCUCUCCUGACGUAUCGCUUGUAUGAAAACUUUAUCGCCGCGUCCCGUCAACCUUCGGAACAAGCAAAACUAAAUGCUCUCUGGGAAGCCGUUCAUUUGCUUCCAGACGCAAACUUUCAAAAUCUUAGGUAUCUUAUCAAAUUCUUGUCCACUCUAACGCAAAACCAAAACGUAAACAAAAUGACUCCGUCAAAUUUAGCAAUUGUAAUAGCGCCAAAUCUACUGUGGGCAGUGGACGAAAGCACAUUCGAUAUGAAUAUGACAACAGUCGUCAACUGCGCCGUGGAGCUGCUAAUCAAACACGCCGACUGGUUCUUUAAAGACGAUUUAAACUUUUUCAUAUCUUUCACCAAAGAAGACCUGCUUCCUGACCAAUGCGAGUAUGGAUUCACGCCUAGCUUUGGCCACGGCUACAACCAAACUGCCGCUCUCAACCAAGACCAAUCUAACGGCGACUACCAUCACAUGAGUAAGUCCAUGUUUGACUAUAAUCACCAAGGACAAAACAGAACUAGUCUUGAAGUUUCCGGUCGACAACUUGAAGGUUCCAGUCGACACUCUAGGAGCAAUAGUCACGACACUAGCUUGAUAUUACUUGAGAACGACAUUAAGAAAGCACAGUCUAACAGUUCCCUCUCUGAUCAAUCUAGUCCGCCACACGGUAGUCCUAAACCUUUUAUGAGACGAAAAAAUAAACCUUUAGCUCCCGUGCCGCCCAAUUUUACGCCGGACAAGAAUAAAAAAGUGGAACUCCAACCGCAGCCAGUAGAGACAAAGGAACAACAAACUUCCAGUACAAAGACAGAACCAGAAAAGCCAGCUAAACCUCCGAGACCCGUCAUUUCAGACACGGGAAAAGUGAUCUCGGGAGUUCAAACUAUUAACCGAUCUACAUAUAGACAGAGCAAGGCCCUCAAAGAGGAGGCUGCAGCUAGAAGCGCCAGCCGCGAGAACCUCGCAGACACGAGACGACAGAGUUUGGAACUAGAGAAAGAAGGAUUUGAAAAUCUGAAAUCUGCUGAGAAAGGCGAUUCUAACGUCGUCGUCCUAAAUAUGGUCGCACAAUCGGCCAUAGUGGGUAGAAUAAAUGCGAGCGGACCUGCGUCUGUCGGGGUAGUGUCAACAGAUAAAAUUACAGCUCCGCGAAGCCAGCCGCCGGCGAAGCCCAGCGGACAGCCGCCGCCACGGCCCGUAGCGGCGCCGAGGUCCAUAGUGCCCGUGCCGGUCGAGGAAACCGUAGAAGUGCAACUGCGAGCCAAACCGGCCGUGCCCGAACGCCCGGCUACGCUGCGGCCUCAGAGCUUUCGCGGCCAGCGGGGCUCCAUUCCGGACACUGCAGAGCUCAAUCCCACGGUGCUAGAACGGACGCAUAUCUACUCUGUGGACAAGCAGCAGCCCACUAUCAUUCAAGUGGGCGGCCCGGCCGCCGAGAGCGAGGAGAGCACGCGGACGAGCGUGCAGCGCACGCACAGCUCUGGUGGCAAGGACGCGGAGCUGGAACAGCCCAAAUGCCUGAGCGCGUCGCGGCACCUGUCGCAGUCGGAGGGCAGCAUCACGGACGUGCCGCUGUCGCCGCGGCCGCAGCCCGCGCGCCCCCCGCGGCCGCAGGUGCCGGCACCGCCGCCGCCCUGCACGCCUCCCGCUCCUCUCGCACCCCCCGCGCCCUCCACACACGGCGAGAGCACCGACCUCUAACCCGAGCCGAGAAUUCACACCCGUGACCCCUACCACGAACGUGAUACCAAACACCUAUCCCGCUCACGCCCUGAGAUUUAUUCAUCCUUUCGUAUCUGUACAUAUUUUAUUGCUCUUAUGACAACUCGCAGUCGUCGAGGCGAUUCGUAUAGACUGAUCAUGUCUUUUAAAUUUUUGCACUAUCGACUGCUAAAGUCGACUGCCGUUAUUCAGUCACUGUUGAAAUGCUAGGAUAAGUUUUUUCUUUUGGCGCUAAUCGCAAAUUAUUUAUUUUUGUGAACUUGUUUUAAGUAAUGUUCGUGAUAGAAUAUCACUUUUCAGAGUAUUCGCUUUUGUGGCUUUUAAAUGUUAAAAAAUAACUGUGAAAUUGUUAAUUCCCAAAAAAGACGUAUCGACAACAUUUGUCAAUUUAGCUUUUGUAUACAUUGGUGAAAUAAUGUAUAAAAUGAUGCAAUUAAUCCUUGUGAUAUUAGGAAGUUUUAUAGAGCGAGACCCGCACCGGCGCCGGCGGUGGCGGGUCGCUGCACAAAUGUGUUGUAUGACAAGUAGCCAUAUUUUUAAUAUGUAUUUACGAAAACCCGACAGUGCAUUAGUUAUAAAUAAUCCACGCUGUUUCAGUUAAUUUAGGCUUAAGUAUGUUAUGUAGUAUUUACAAUGUUUUAUGUGAUAUGCGUUCUAUUAUACAUAAUUAUUAUACUACAAGUAUACAGCUUCUGUUGUAAGUAACAAUAAUUAUAUACC